This is a messenger RNA of Panicum virgatum (switchgrass), 907 nucleotides long. RefSeq lists its product as uncharacterized. Lineage: Eukaryota; Viridiplantae; Streptophyta; Magnoliopsida; Poales; Poaceae. The transcript is spliced from 3 exons. The coding region runs from base 77 to 808 and encodes 243 amino acids. The record is from RefSeq and is a predicted model, not a curated record.
UUUGGAAUUCUGCCAUGGUCGGAAGUGGGCUUCGGUGUUUUGCCAUCCCGCAAAUUGGUUUCGGUAGAUUGCCAUUAUGAAACAUGAACACCCUACUGUAAUGCCAUUCCACCCUCUUCCAAUUCAUUUUUUAAUUUUGUGCCUUUUAUUUGAUCCGAUCUUCCCAAACUACCCCUACCCCCAUCAAUCCAAAAUACUGAACGAGUCUCGUUCGUUUCCUCCUCGCUCUGUUUCUUCCCAGGCGCACGACGGCAGGCGGCGCCCCCUCCCCCAACCUGCGCACGACGGCAGGCGGGCGGCGGCCCCUCCCCCAAACUCGACGCCGCUCUCUGAUCCUCCCAGUGAUUUGGGGAUGUCGCAGGGCAACAGCAGCUUCCAUCCCGCCCGUUUUGUCGGCCUCGCGCAAUAUCCUGUCGGCCCUAGUGGCCUCCCUCUCAUUCCUUGCCCAGAUUGUGGGGAUCAAGUGGUGGAGUGCAAAUCAUGGAAGCAUAAUGGCCGGGUGUUCUUCAAAUGCAUAAGAUACGAUGACCAUUUGGAGCUUCCUGGCAGAUGCGGGUUCUUCAGGUGGCUUGAACAAUUUAGGUCGAUUAUUGCUGCAAAGGAGAAACAACUGAUGCAAGCACAUGCUGCAAAGGAGCAAGACCUGAAGGAAGUUUGUCCUUCUACAAGUGGAUUUCAGAUUAGAAGCAGCCUGUGUGACAAGGGGAAGAUUGACAAGUUGAUCAAUUUGGUUCAGUUCCUAGUGCUGAUCUGCAUUGUCAUAGCUGUUGUAAUGUUCUUUGGUGUAGUAGUGUUGCUUGUCAAGUGAUCAGGCCAUCCAUGUAUCAGUGAUGUUUAGUUUAUCUGUAACUAUGACUCUCUAGCAAUGAUAAUUAUGUAUCAGUGAUGCAAUAUUAUAUCUCUCAAA